Penicillium mononematosum is the source of this 1239-nucleotide messenger RNA. RefSeq lists its product as uncharacterized. Lineage: Eukaryota; Fungi; Ascomycota; Eurotiomycetes; Eurotiales; Aspergillaceae. The transcript is spliced from 8 exons. The record is from RefSeq and is a predicted model, not a curated record. Bases 1 to 1239 code for a protein of 412 amino acids. Gene Ontology annotation, molecular function: monooxygenase activity; FAD binding.
AUGACAGCCUCAGAUCAGCUUGACGUUCUCGUCAUCGGCGCCGGGAUUGCUGGUCUCUCGGCAGCCAUUGCCCUCGGGAAACAAGGGCAUCGCGUUGUGAUUCUGGAAAAGUCGGCUUUUUUAAGGGAGACAGGUGCCGCAAUUCAUCUGCCGCCGAAUUGCACUGCCUUGCUACGCUGGAUGGGCAUUAAUCCGGUUGAUUUCGGGGGUACAUUGCUUCAUGAGAUGCACCGAUAUGGAUUCGACGGGGAGUUGACGUACAAGAGAGAGUUCGCCGACACUCGUCAUCAUUGGCAAGCAGAGUGGUACCUCGUGCAUCGAGUUGAACUGCACAAUCACCUCAAGGAACGUGCCCUUGAAACCGCAACGCUGCACACACGGUGUAGAAUCACCCAGGUCAAUCUGGAAGGGACUUGCCCAUCCGUCACUCUCGAUGAUGGUCGCACUUUCAGAGCGGAUUUGCUCCUUGGUGCAGAUGGACUGCAUUCCCAGAUCCGCCAGAGUAUCGCCCCGGGAUCUCCCUCUCCAUACCCCGUCGGCAAGUCAUGCUUUCGUUGGCUUCUCCCCACAGAUCAAUUAAGACAACAUACAAGCACGGUGGGUUUCGUGCGAGACACGGGCGUGUUUAUUGAGUGGGCAUCUGAUGACCGGCGUCUCGUGGCUUACCCUUGCUCUGAUGGCAAAAUCCUCAACCUUUGUGCUUUUGUCCCUUCGAGUGAAAUUCAGGCAGAUAACCAAAGUGACUGCUGGCAGGCAGCUGGAGACAAGACCACAAUGGUCAAGGCCUUUUCUGAGUUUUCACCCGGUGUUCAGCAAAUCAUCGCAAGCGCGGACAAGAACCCCAAAGUAUGGGACUUGUACGAUAUGGAGUCACUGCCUACCUGGACUCGAGGCCGCGCUGCUCUUCUGGGAGACGCAGCACAUCCGUUCCAGCCAUACAUGGGACAGGGAGCAGCUAUGGCAAUUGAAGAUGCCGUCAGCAUUGCCACCUUGCUUCCUUGUGGUAGCACACCGCACGACAUCCCCAUGCGACUUGAACUGUAUCAAACAGGUCGUCGGCCACGGGUCGACCUUGUCCUCCAUUACACUCGAAUGAAUGGACGGGAUGAAAAUGAUGCAGCCGGCGAUAGAAUAUCAGUGGUAGGUGCGGAAAUGGCGAAAAUCAUGAAUAUUUGUUUCGAGCACAAUGAGAUCGAGCACUCUAAAAACUUGCUGCACGGUACAUCAGCAAAUCAAUAA